AGGAGCAAAGCCGGAGAUCUCUGCUCAAGAGAGAACAAACAGAGAAAAAGCAGCGCGUUCGCCUUCUUUUACGCACAACAAACACACAACCCAGGGAGAAACGAUGAUAAAGAAAAUGUCACCAUCUGAGAGCGACUUCGACAUCCCCGCCAAGAACUGCUACAGGAUGGUGAUUUUGGGCUCCACCAAAGUUGGGAAGACGGCCAUCGUGUCGCGCUUCCUGACCGGGAGGUUCGACGAGCAGUACACGCCGACCAUCGAGGACUUUCACAGGAAACUGUACAGCAUCAAGGGAGACGUUUACCAGCUGGACAUACUGGAUACCUCAGGGAAUCACCCGUUCCCCGCCAUGAGGAGGCUUUCCAUACUGACAGGCGACGUGUUCAUCCUCGUCUUCAGUCUCGACAACCGGGACUCUUUCCACGAGGUGCAGCGGCUCAAGCGCCAGAUCUUCGAGACCAAGUCGUGCCUGAAGAACAAGAUCAAGGAGAACAUCGACGUGCCUCUGGUGAUCUGCGGGAACAAGGGGGACCGCGAGUUCCACCGGGAGGUGCAGCAGGACGAGAUCGAGCAGCUGGUGGCCGGGGAGGAGAAGUGCGCGUACUUCGAGAUCUCCGCCAAGCGCAACGAGAACGUGGAUAAGAUGUUUCAGACUCUGUUUACUCUGGCCAAGCUACCUCACGAGAUGAGCCCCGACCUGCACAGGAAGGUGUCCGUGCAGUACUGCGACAUGCUGCACAGAAAGUCCCUGAAAAACAAGAAGCUGAAGGACAUUGGGGAGGCGUACGGGAUGGUGACGCCGUGCGCGCGGAGACCCAGCGUGCACAGCGACCUCAUGUACAUCAAGGAGAAGGCGAUAGGAGGCGGCCAGGGCAAGGACAAAGAGAGAUGCGUGAUCUGCUGAGGGCGCGCGCACCAGACUCGAUAUUUUGUUUUUUGAGAAGCGACGCGCCUCGGCUGGAGAGGCGCCGCGCGCGCCCCGGCUGCGCUCACACCGGACACUGGAGGUGUGGAGACGCCGCGCGGCCGCCCGGCUGCCGGCGUGCGCUCUGACGCUGCGCCCUUUUGCAGGGACACUGAACUGUGACACGCCGAGUCUGCUUUAAACUGCCAAAUAUUAAAAAUAAAGUAAAUAAAUAAAGUAGAAUUUAAAAAAAAAAACAGAAAUCAUCAGUCCAAAGCACUGCCCACGAGACAUCCGAGAAUGUUCGCUUGUUCUGUCAAGUGUGUGACGUGGCUUCAUGCGCGCGCGAUAUGCUGCGU
Messenger RNA from Salarias fasciatus (jewelled blenny), 1263 nucleotides. It is a transcript of the gene rasd1, whose product is annotated as RAS, dexamethasone-induced 1. The transcript has 2 exons. Gene Ontology annotation, biological process: signal transduction. NCBI's taxonomy places the organism in Eukaryota, Metazoa, Chordata, Actinopteri, Blenniiformes, Blenniidae. The record is from RefSeq and is a predicted model, not a curated record. The coding region runs from base 104 to 904 and encodes 266 amino acids. Gene Ontology annotation, molecular function: GTP binding; G-protein beta-subunit binding; GTPase activity.